Cherax quadricarinatus is the source of this 6119-nucleotide messenger RNA. NCBI's taxonomy places the organism in Eukaryota, Metazoa, Arthropoda, Malacostraca, Decapoda, Parastacidae. The record is from RefSeq and is a predicted model, not a curated record.
UGGUACCUCGAAUUUCAGCCUUAAUUCGUUUCAGAGGGCUGUUCGAGUGCAGUUACUGAACGAAUUUGUUCCCAUAAGGAAUAAUGCAAAUUAGAUUAGUCCAUUUCAGACCCCCAAAAAUACACUUACAAAAAUACACUUGCAUCGUUGUUUGAGUUGGGAGCUGUUCGAAAUUCGAGGUACCACUCUAUUUGUAUUUGCCUAGUUGGUCAGUAAUAUUUUUAAAAAUCCUUAUACACAAGUGUUAAAAUUUUAUGGAAAACCAUAGUAUGCAAUUGAUAUGAUUUAUUUUUUCCAGAGCAUUUUAUGUCUUGACAAAUCAUAUACAGUGGACCCCCGCUUAACGAUCACUUCCCAAUGCGACCAAUUAUACACCAGGAUAAGCAGUCAGAGCAAAGCCAGCAUAGCCGAGGAUAUGAUAGAAGCAGUUGUCUGUCGGGCAGAUGAGUUGCCGGAGGAGGGGAUGAAAACAUUUGAAGUAGAGGGUGGGAAGGUGCUGGUAGUACAUCAUAAAGGACAGCUAAUGGCACUAGGUACCACAUGUUCUCAUUAUGGAGCUCCUCUAGAGAAGGGAUCCGUCUGUGAUGGCAAAAUUCGGUGUCCAUGGCAUGGAGCUUGCUUCAGCUUGACCACAGAUCUUCCACCUAAUGGUGAUAUUGAGAUUCUGCAGGGAGUAUCAGCAGAGAAGGUAAACACAGAGGAGAAGGAGGUUGUUCUUAACAGUGGUGAGAAAGUGCCCUAUAAUAAGCUCUUCAUUGCCACAGGUGCAAAGCCACGCGUGUUGGGUUGCCCUGGAGAUGAUCUUCCAGAUGUUUUUGUUAUUCGUACACCAGAAGAUGCAAAUGCAGUUGCAGCUGCAGCUUCCGGCAAGCACACGGUCAUUGUUGGAACCUCGUUUAUCGGAAUGGAAGCAGCAGCAUAUUUGGCUAGCAAUAAUCGCGCAGCAUCAGUUACUGUCAUUGGAAAUACAUCGGUACCAUUUGAACGCAGUCUGGGUCUCGAUGUGGGGAAACGUAUCCAAGAGAUGUUUGAAGAACAGGGUGUUAGGUUUUUCAACAAUGCUGGGGUGACUGAGUUUACCGAUGAGAAUGGUAAACUUAGUGGAGUUCUGCUUGACACGGAAGAAAUAUUGAAUGCUGGAAGUUGCUGGUGGUGGGGAGUGGGGUAUUUAGAGACCAGUGUACCAGGAGUGUUCUGCGGUGGAGACAUUGCUUCUUUCCCACUCUUCACUGAAGAUGGUGCCAGUGUGACUAUUAGUCACUGGCAGGUAGCACUUGGCCAUGGUCGCACUGCUGCUCUUAAUAUGUUGGACCAGAACUCUGCAGUUAGAUCUGUGCCUUUCUUUUGGACUGUCUUGUUUGGAAAAAGUCUUCGCUACACAGGUUAUGGGAUAUAUGAUGAUGUCAUCAUUGGAGGAGACCUGGAAAACCUGUCCUUUAUAGCUUACUACUGCCGAGGGGACCGUGUGGUGGCCCUGGCCAGCUUAGGCAAAGACCCAGCUGUGGCUAAGUAUGCCAAUAUGCUCCAACAAGGGAAGUUUCUCACAAAGGAGGAGGUUGUUGAGGAUAAAGAUAUUGCUUUGAAGUUAACAUGUUGAUAGUUAAACAAUAAAUGGUAGGUGAUGUUUUCUGACAAGCUUAUCUCAAGUUUUGAGAGUUGGCUCAGAAUAUCAGUCUGAAAUUUAUUCUGUAGGGCUUCACUAAAAUUUGAAGUAUGCUACCUUGUGAUGGGACCAGUAAAGCAUUGAGUAAAUAACUGCAAUGUAAUGCCUUUAUUAAUGGUGAUGAAUGGAGUGUGUUAUUGGUAGCCUUUAAUUACCUAUCUGUGGUACAGUUAUGUAUUGCAGUGUGAUGUUAGUGCUUAUCGAUAGUAAUAAAGAUAGCAUGUAUGGUUGCUUAGUGCUGUUAAAUACUUUAUUGACUGUGGUGGGAAUGCUAUACUGCAUACAUUUUUUUUUUUUUCUCCUACAGAGUGGAAUAGUCCAACUCCAGAUUUUCCAGGUGCAGGUGCCUCUUCUGAGGUGCUCUUAAUUGCCAAGAUGUUUGAACUUUUAUUUAAAUGCAAAGGGGUAUAUAAAUCAUCUCUAGGAGAUUGAUUUUAUCAUGGGGGAAAAGCAGUAAAAGUUAAUAUUUUAUCAGUUAGCUGAUACUAUACAAAGUACCUGCCAAAAUACAGUCAUAUUACUCUGAUUGUAUCAUGUAGCUUCCAUGUAAUGCAUGUGUAAACCUUAGUGAUAGAACUUUAAGAAAACUUAUACCCAAUUUUAACUGAGGGAUGGUUCUAUGGAGAGGGGAAAUAAAAAAAACUACCUGCUAAAAACAUCCCUGCUGUAGGUGCAUUUAGAAUCAUCUAGUAUGAAUGAUUUAUGUAUUCUGAGGAAUCUCCAUCUCGGGUGCAUAGAAUGAAUCUCAGUUGAUUAAUUUCUGAACUUAAAUUAAAAAGUUGUUUGAUAGUGGUAACAGCAAAUUACAUUGUGGGUUAAAUCAUACUUAGAUAUAACUGAUAAAAAAUAAUAUCAGGUAAGUUCUGAGUCUUGUGUUAACUGUUCAUGUGGGUUUACAUAUGUGAAAAUGUGAUGAGGUCCAUCCACUGUUCUGGUUUUAUCAGGCAAGUUGUCAGAAAUCUUACAAGCAAAUAGGGUCGAAAUACUAAAGAUAAAAUUUAAAAUGAGUUGGUUUGAUUGAACAAAUAAACUUGGUGGGAUUUGUGUGGAUUAUGUCAUUAGUGUGGUAGCUAUCAUGUAAAGUGGCUAUUAUUGUUGAAAUACACCAAGCAGAUAAUUUUAAAGUUGUGGUUAAUAUUUUGUUAACGUUUUGCUAAAUAAUAAGUUAUGUAAGUGGAUACUAUUUACAAUGUUGAGAUAUGAAAUUACAGUAUCAGUAUUAUUAAUUUCAGGUGGGAACACUAAACCCAUUGCAAUGCUAGUGCCUGGGGGGAAUGGGAGGCAAUCAGAUUCGAUCCAAGGAAAGGGAGAAUUUGUCCAGUGCCCUGGAUCAAGAGGCCCUUGCUGGAAUCUAGGCACCUCCCUUGAGGGGACAAUCUCAUUAGACCACCUAAAAAUAUUCUGAUGUUUGUAGUUGUUCUACUCCAGAUGGUAAUAUAGUGAGACGAAAAAAAUCAUGCUGUACAUGAAUAUUUGCAGAUUGCAGGGUAGAAAACUUAGGAAAAAGGAUUAAAACUAUUAUAUUUAUCUGCAUAAUAGUUAUAAAUGUGGUAAAUAAAUGAUUAAGCUUGGAGACCAAAUAGGUAAGUGUACCAGAAGUGAGAUGAUCUUGUGAUCAUAAGUGUGAAGCUGAUACAGGUAGUUCAUGUCUUCAUAUUUAAUACUGUUUACACUAUGCAAUCUUGCAAAGUGACACUGUAUAGUACAAUUUUGCCCAAGUGUAAUUGGGAAAAAUGCAUUUUACUUCAUAGCACUUACUAAAACCUUGAUAGUAUGCCUCACACGUAUGGCUGCCCCAAGUUGGGUGGGUCAAACGUUUGGAAACGCACUGCUCCUUCCAUUCCCCACUGCCAUACACUUCUUAUGGUUGCUUACUAAAAAGAUUUUGGAUCCUUUGGUUACCCUGUCUCAUCUUAGAUAUUAACUAUGGCACCCAAUAUGAAUACUAGUAAUGCUGUAGGUGCCAUGAAGAAUAAACAUGAAACUGAUGGAAUAGACAUGGUUUGAGGUACACAUUGUGCAGAGUGUCUUUUUAAUCUGAGAGAGUCCAUUGUCCAUACAAUAAGAGAGAUUGAGAAGAAAAUAAGAGCUUGUGCAAUGGGUAGUGUAUGCUGUGACCUAGUGAAAAGAAUGUCAAGGUCAUUACUGCAGGGCAAAAUAGAUCAGAGAUAAAUAAUACAGUUUGUGAGCACUCGAGUACAACCAUCAUCUACUGACAAUUCUGGUCCACAGCCAUCCACCUUAGCCACUAGGACCACAACCCUCUCCACAAACUUCAAACUACUACUAUAAUGUACCUGGUAAGUUUGGCAAAUUUUAAGCCUUUAGAAUGCAGAUCUAUUUUGCCCUUCUGUCCUUCAUUUCACAUGCCGCUAGUUUCCUUCAGUUGCCAAUCAGGAACACAUCCCUCGCAUUAUGAAAGGAUUUACUGUAUCUGAAACUUGUAAUAAAAAAUUCAAGUAUACAGUAGAGCUCCCAUUUCUUGGUGCAUUAGUUGUGCAUGGUAGUCACUUCAAAAUGUCUUGUACAGUUUACAAGUCACUUCAAGAUAAAUUGUAUAAGCUCUAUUCAAAAAUUAUCAGUAGUGGUAAAGCAAAGAAAGUUUUCAUCCAAGCUUAAAUUUGAUGCAUCAGUAGAGUUUUAAAAGUGGUAAGUGGUAAAAAAGUGUUGGCUGAUGUAGAUUCAUUUGAAAGACAUGACAGCAUUUUGGGGGAGGGGGAAUUAAGCGAGCAUAGCAUUGGAAAGUACUGUCUCAAAUUUAAUACUUUGUUAGAUUUGUAUUAUUAUGAAGGUAAAUUAGUUCUAUGUUUGGACAUUUUCAUGAGUCGGAGUAGUUUGUGUCACAUCUGUGUUGGAUAUUUGAAAUCCUACUGCAAUUUUAAAAAAUUAAAAGUUGGUGGAGCUUGUAUUAGAGCACAUAUUACUAAUGCUGUUACUGCAGAAUGGGAAGCCCCUCCAUGGAGGUGCCUUGAUGCUGGUGAGAGGCUCAUGAUUCAAGGAGCUAGACAUUCUCUAAGCCUAAUUUCCUCCAUUCCCAAGGUAGUGUAUGCCCCCUUCCCCUACAGGUUUAGUGCAUCCCCUGAUCAUAAUAAUGAAAACAUUGAGUAGAUUAGAUAUAUUAAUGCCAAAGGUUAAAAUUAAGGAAAAGUCGAAGCAUUUAAUGUUGACUCUAAUACAUUACUUUCAUAUUUAAGUUGUAAGUAAAAAUGUGUAAAUUUCAGCAUGCAAAAUCAAUGAUAAAUGAAUUUUAAAUACAAAAUUUUUUUUUUGAUAUAUAAUGCUGCAUAACAUUUGUAUAUAGAGCAGAAAUGAUAAGUCUUGCAAAGUGGCUGGAGAAAAUGACUCUGGAUAGACUUCGAAAUUCUGAGCUACCCUCGGAACAAACAGGUGCAGUUGUUACCUUAGUCUUUUGUAUUUGUUUUGUGUAACAUCCUGUCUGUGAUGCAAUAUGUAAAUUAACAGUGGCAAAGUCAGGUGUAGCAGCUUUUUGGGUACAAGCAAGCCAUGCCAUUUUCAAGAUAUAUACCUCGAAGGUUUGCCUAAUUGUGUACCCAUAUAUGCAUAAUAAAUUGCUCAUUUUUGUAGAGAUGAAUAUCAAUGUGUACCAAUUGUUUAAUGUGUAAUUAUAUAAGUGGUUUAAAUUUGUGGACAAUGUGCUUUGACUAUUGUAUUUAGGAGCCCCUCAAGGAAGGUUUUUUUUUUUAUGCUAGUGAGGGACUCUUGUUCCAAAGAAUAUGAUUGCCACCCAUUUCCCAGGCACUUUGACCACUAAAUUUUUUUUUUUUUUUUUUUUUUUUUUUGGGGGGGGGGGGGAAGUAAUUGAGGAAAAGUAAUUGGAUCAAGAGCCCCUCAUCAGCAUCAAGGAACCUACCUCCCUUGAGUGAAUUAGUAAAGUGUGCUUAUAUUGGCUAGUUUAUUGGAUGUGCCUUAUCUACUGUUCAUAAUUAUUUCUGAAGUUGGAUAUAUUUUGUUAUUGUUGGUUAACUAUUAAAACAGUACAAGUUAUAAUACGUUCAUGUAGCUCAUUCCAUUUCUUUCUUAGACAUGGGUGGGACUAGAUAUGAAAAAAUGCACAUAAGGAAAAUAAAAAUGUACUUUAAAAAAAGGAUUGUUUAUAAUGUAUAUCAAACAUUAGUCGCAGUACAUAUUAAGGAAAAUAAAACAGAUCACUCAUUCAUAUUGUUUAUUAGCACUGAUGUUAAUAUAUUAUGAGUAUGUGCUUGGUUGUUCUGGUGUCUGAGUCAAAAUAGCAAUAUGGGGCAACAUAUUACUGAUGAUGCUGGAUGUAUUACAUGUAAUCUAUCCUCCUAUGUCACUGCUUAUUACAAAAGUAGCUCAACACUGAUUGGCUUGGGCAAAACAAAUUUAGCCCAACUCGCACUAAAACAAGGCACAGAACUGCAUAAAACUGUUGUUGCAGACUGUAAACCACACAUGCUCAUGUCUCAUCAAACAA